Messenger RNA from Orcinus orca (killer whale), 2052 nucleotides. RefSeq lists its product as uncharacterized. Bases 861 to 1997 code for a protein of 378 amino acids. The record is from RefSeq and is a predicted model, not a curated record. Gene Ontology annotation, biological process: DNA integration. The transcript has 2 exons. NCBI's taxonomy places the organism in Eukaryota, Metazoa, Chordata, Mammalia, Artiodactyla, Delphinidae. Gene Ontology annotation, molecular function: RNA-DNA hybrid ribonuclease activity; RNA stem-loop binding.
CUCAGUGAGUACCGGAGACAAAACCCCAAUGUAACCCUCCUGCAGUAUGUUGAUGAUCUCUUAAUAGCUGCUGAAACCGCUGAAGCCUGCCUGCAGGGAACCAGAAACCUCCUACAGACUCUCGGCACCCUGGGAUACCGGGCCUCUGCCAAGAAAGCGCAGAUCUGCAGGCCUGAGGUAACUUACCUGGGGUACCUAUUGAAAGGGGGGCAACGAUGGCUCACAGAUGCACAGAAGGAAACCGUCCUCCGCAUCCCCAGACCCACCAUGCCUCGACAGGGGAGGGAAUUUUUGGGGUCAGCGGGGUUCUGCCGUUUAUGGAUACCCAAAUUUGCUGAAAUGGCCAAACCGCUAUACUUAGCCACCAAAGAGCAGACGCCCUUUAAAUGGACAGAGGAGGCUGAGCAAUCAUUUCAGCAGAUCUAAACUGCCUUGCUAUCCGCACCCGCCCUGGGUCUCCCUGAUGUCUCCAAACCCUUCCACCUCUGUGGAUGAAAGCAAAGGCAUAGCUAAGGCCGUGUUGACCCAGCCCCUCGGUCCUUGGCCCAGGCCUGUCGCUUACCUAUCAAAGAAAUUGGACCCAGUGGCUGCCGGCUGGCCUCCUUGCCUCCGGAUGAUCGCCGCCACGGCCCUAAUGGUAAAGGAUGCUGACAAACUAACUAUGGGACAGGAGUUGCAUGUCACCACCCCCCACGCCAUCGACGGGGUUCUCAAACAGCCUCCCGACCAAUGGAUGAGCAAUGCUCGACUGGUCCACUACCAGGGUCUACUGUUAAAUCCCCUCAGAAUCAGCUACACUCCGCCGCGGGCAUUAAACCCUGCCUCCCUAUUACCUGACCCAGAUUUAGACUCCCCACUCCAUGACUGUGCAGAGGUACUGGCCCAGAUCCAUGGGGUUUGGGAAGACCUACGUGACCAGCCCCUACCGGAUGCACAAAGCUGCUGACGGCAGCAGCUUUGUCCAGCAAGGUCAGAGGUAUGCGGGGGCAGCGGUAACAUCAGAGACUGAGGUGAUAUGGGCAGAGACUCUCCCCCCGGGGACCUCAGCCCAAAAAGCUGAAUUAAUUGCCCUGACCCAAGCUCUCAAGAUGAGCAAAGGCCAAAAAGCCACCAUAUAUACAGACAGCCGGUAUGCUUUUGCUACCGCACAUAUACAUGGGGCAAUAUACCGAGAGCGGGGACUACUCACAGCAGAGGGCAAAGACAUCAAGAACAAAGAGGAAAUCCUGGCCUUGCUAGCGGCCAUAUGGGAACCCAAAAAGCUAGCCAUUGUACACUGCCCGGGGCAUCAAAAACCCACGAAUCCAGUCGCCCGAGGCAACAAUUUGGCAGACCAGACGGCUCGAAAGGCGGCACACACUCCAAUACCAUUACUUCCCCUGCAACUGCCGGAUCCAGGGCCCCGGGAACUACCGCCCCAACCCGACUACUCGGAGGAUGACAUCAGAUGGAUGAGCAAGCUCCCUCUAACCCAGGUUAGAGACGGAUGGUGGUGGGACGCUAAGAACAAUAUCCUCCUUCCUGAGAAACUAGGAACCCUGGUCCUUGAACGGAUCCACCGUAGCACCCACUUGGGCGCCCGACGGCUACAGGAUCUCAUCAGGCAGACUGGACUUAAAAUUAAAAAUGUCUCCGAGAAGACUGAACGACUGGUUGCUGACUGUGCAGUCUGCCAACUCCAUAAUGCCAGCACCCACCUGUCAACCACUGGCAUCCGGGAAAGAGGAAACCAGCCCGGAGCCUACUGGGAAGUGGACUUCACGGAGGUAAAGCCUGGCAAAUAUGGGUAUAAAUAUUUACUGGUGUUUAUAGAUACCUUUUCAGGUUGGACUGAGGCAUUCCCAACCAAGAAAGAGACUGCACAAAUAGUAGCUAAGAAACUACUAGAAGAGAUCCUGCCCAGGUAUGGCUUUCCAGUUAUGAUAGGGUCCGACAACGGGCCAGCCUUCGUUUCUAAGCCUUACAGCAGACACACGAGACAAUCUGGCCCAAACUAAAAGAGCUAUAUGCAACAGGACCCCCGCCUACUCCACACCAGCUCUGGCCAGGUGA